This is a messenger RNA of Oryza sativa Japonica Group (Japanese rice), 2067 nucleotides long. The record is from RefSeq and is a predicted model, not a curated record. NCBI's taxonomy places the organism in Eukaryota, Viridiplantae, Streptophyta, Magnoliopsida, Poales, Poaceae.
GGGGAUUUGGGGGGCACAAGCACUACACAUGGGUACAUACAAUACAUGAAGAAGAAGAAGAAUGGAAUGGGCGCUGCCGCUGACCGUGGCCGGCUUCUCGCUCUUGCUCACCACGACAAAUUAAACCCAACCAAGCCAAGCGAAGCGCAGAGAAGAUUCAAACCAUCCAUCCUUCUUCUUCUUGGAAGCAGCCUUCCUAGGCUUGUUCCUCCUCUCCCCUCUUCCUUCCUUCCUGUAGUAAUUAAGCAAACCGAAUUCCAUCAGCGCUGGCUCGUUGGCGAUCUGAAUCCUCCUCCUCCUCCUUGUCACCUCCUUCCGAUUCAGGGGCAGGGGCAGAUGCAGAUGCAGCAGCGGCGGAAGCCACCGCCUGCGGCGGCGCCGGUGGCCGCCAAGCAGCCUUCCCCGCGCAGGACGCCCGGGCCUCUCUCCUUCGCCGGCGCCCUGCUCUCCCUCCUCGUCGUCGCCACCUUCCUCUACAUCAACGACCACGGCAACAUGAUGCCACCCCACGCGUCCCCCGACCCCGACCUCCGCCUCCUGCAGGAGGCCGCGCACCAAAAGGUCAACUCCAUCCUCCUCUCCCGCCACGCCCCUGCCCCUCCCCCGCGCACCAACACCAACACGUCUUCAUCCGACCAACACCUCCGCCUCAUCAACAUCCCCAUGUCCUCCGACUUGGACUUGGAGUUGGGGGGUAACAGCACAAGCAGCAGCGGCGUGGAGAUUCAAUUUGAGCAGCAGCAGCAGCAGGAGGAGAAGAAUCUGAGAGGGUGCGAGCUAUACAAGGGGCGGUGGGUGUACGACGCGGCGGGGAGGGAGGCGCCGCUGUACAGGGAGUCGGAGUGCGGGUUCCUGACGGAGCAGGUGACGUGCAUGCGCAACGGCCGGCGGGACGACUCGUACCAGCGGUGGCGGUGGCAGCCGGAGGGGUGCGACCUCCCAAGCUUCGACGCCAGGGCGCUGCUGGAGCGGCUGCGGAACAAGCGGAUGAUGUUCGUCGGUGACUCGCUCAACCGCAACCAGUGGGAGUCCAUGGUAUGCCUCGUCCAGUCAGCAAUUCCCUAUGGCCAAAAGACGCUCACCAAGUUCGUCAACAACGGAUCGCUCAACGUCUUCCGAGCGCACGAGUACAACGCGACGGUGGAGUUCUACUGGGCGCCGUUCCUGGUACAGUCCAACUCGGACGACCCGCAGGUGCACAGCGUACGUGACAGGGUCAUCGCGUGGCGCUCCAUCGCAAAGCACGCCGCCAACUGGAAGGGCGUCCACUACCUCGUCUUCAAUACCUACAUCUGGUGGCUCAACAACUUCCAGAUCAAAGUGCUGAAAAGCAGAGGUGCUCCGUUUGCGGGCAGCGGGGGGUGGAGCAGCCGGUACGCGCUGGUAGACCGAGCGAUCGCCUACAGGGAGGUGCUAAAGACGUGGGCCAAGUGGGUGGACAGGCGUAUCGACCCCAACAAAACCCAUGUCUUCUUCAUGGCCAUGUCUCCCAACCACUUCAUGCCGGAGGCUUGGGGGGGAUCGGCGGGGGCGGUGAAGUGCGCGAUGGAGACGCAGCCGAUCGUGAACCGGACAUCAGGGGGGCUGGACAUCGGGACGGACUGGAGGCUGCACGGGGUGGCGCGCGGUGUGCUGCGGUCGAUGCGGCGGGUGGGCGUGCGAUUCGUGGACAUCACGGCGCUGUCGGAGCUUCGCAAGGACGCGCACACGUCGGUGCACACGCUGCGGCAGGGCAAGCUGCUGACCCCGGAGCAGCAGGCCGACCCUCGCACCUACGCCGACUGCAUCCACUGGUGCCUCCCUGGCCUCCCCGACACCUGGAACCACUUCCUCUACGCCCACAUCGUCGCCCAUGCCGCCUAGCCCUUCCUUCCUUCCUGCAACUAAUCUCAUCUCAUUUAUUCUCCCUUGCUGCUAUGCAAUCUGUGAGUAGUUCUUUUUGUAUAAUCAGAAAAAAAAGGGAGGGAUUAGAAUCGGAAACAAACAAAGACGAAACACAAGAGUGUACAUCAAACGGCCUCUUGUCGCCUUUGGUGUCUGCCAUGCCGAAAGAACGAACGUGCCAAA